Molecule: messenger RNA, 2906 nt
Organism: Dunckerocampus dactyliophorus (ringed pipefish)
Lineage: Eukaryota; Metazoa; Chordata; Actinopteri; Syngnathiformes; Syngnathidae
Gene: bco1l
Product: beta-carotene oxygenase 1, like
Exons: 10
Coding region: 47-1690 (547 amino acids)
Biological process (GO): carotene catabolic process; retinal metabolic process
Molecular function (GO): carotenoid dioxygenase activity; beta-carotene 15,15'-dioxygenase activity
Source: RefSeq, a predicted model, not a curated record
GCGUCCAUUCCAUGUCGGAGUGACAGCUGCUGAACAACUGAGGAAAAUGCAAUCGAUAUUUACCCAGAACGGGAAGGAAACACCGGAUCCGGUGAAAGCUCAAGUGAAAGGCUGUGUGCCAUCAUGGCUACAGGGCACACUGCUAAGGAACGGGCCCGGCCUAUUUUCCAUGGGUGACACAGAGUACAACCAUUGGUUUGAUGGAAUGUCGCUCAUCCACAGCUUCACCUUCAAGGACGGUGAAGUGUUUUACAGAAGUAAAUUUUUAAAGAGCCACUCGUACAAGAAAAACAUUAAGGCUGGCCGGAUCAUUGUCUCUGAGUUUGGCACCAUGAUCUAUCCUGACCCCUGCAAAAACAUCUUCUCCAGAGCAGUGACGCAUCUCUGCAACAUCUUUCCCAACUUUACGGACAACAACCUGAUUAAUAUUGUCCGCUACGGCCAGGACUAUUAUGCUUCCUCCGAAAUCAACUACAUGAACCAGAUUGAUCCUUUCACCUUGGAAACAGUUGGCAGGGUCAACUACAGGAAUCAUAUUGCCAUCAAUUUGGCGACGGCCCACCCCCACUACGAUGACGAUGGCAACACAUACAAUAUGGGCACUGCCAUCAUGGGGCUUGGCCCACCCAAGUAUGUCAUCUUUAAAGUCCCAACUGGUGCUUCAGGUAGUCUCAAUUUCAUUUGCCAUCUUAUGCUGCAAGCUCAUGGCGUUUCAUCCGAGUCACUUGUAUUAGAUCCUGAGCAGAAGAAACCAGCCCUUCAGAUGGUGCAACAGGUCGGCUCGCUUCCUUUUCGCUCCACACUGUUCCCGAGCUACUUCCACAGCUUUGGCAUGACAGAGAACUUCAUUGUAUUCGUGGAGCAACCCUUCAAACUAGACAUAGUCAAACUGGCCACUGCCUACCUACGUGGCAUUAACUGGGGAAGCUGUCUAAAGUUCGACAAGGAUGACAUUACCUUGUUUCACCUGAUCAACCGGAGGACCGGGAAAAGAGUUUCAACUCAAUUCUAUGGCGACGCCCUGGUUGUCUUCCAUCACAUUAAUGCCUACGAGGCUGAUGGCCAUGUGGUGUUUGACCUAAUAACCUACAAAGACAGCAAUCUGUACAACAUGUUCUACAUGAAGAACUUGAGACUCAAUACCAGCAGCUUCACUGAGUCCAACGCCAACUCCUCGCCGCCACUCUGCCAGAGGUUCGUCCUCCCACUAAAUGUCAGCAAGGAGACACCAAAAGGAGUCAACUUGGUGACCCUGGAGGACACGACCGCCAAGGCAAUAAUGAAGGACGAUGGUGCAAUCCACUGUGAGCCGGACCCUCUGUUCGAAGGUCUGGAGCUUCCAAACAUCAACUACAAGUUCAAUGCAAAGAAGUACAGGUACUUCUAUGGCUCUAGAGUGGACUGGUCACCGCAACCUAAUAAGAUCAUCAAGUUUGACACUGUGACCAGGACACAUGCAGAGUGGCAACAGGACAACUGCUACCCAUCAGAACCUGUAUUUGUGGCGUCGCCCGGAGCUGUGGAUGAAGAUGAUGGUGUUAUCUUGUCAUCCGUCAUCUCUCUGGAUUCAAACAUCUCACCAUUCAUGCUUGUGCUCAAUGCCAAGACCUUUGUGGAGCUUGCCCGGGCUGCCAUCCCUGCCAGCGUCCACUUGGACCUUCAUGGACAUUACAUCCCCACAGUCAACUGAAAGCCAAAUGUGGGACUUCCCCUGUAUGUUGUCACAGAUUCAAGUUGAGAAACAGAACUUUACAAGAACCAGAAUCACAAAGAACGUUCCCAAGUGCCACAAGCACCAAUCAUCCCCCCCUCACACAAACAAUAAGUCAUUGUUUAACUUUCAUGGGACUUUAUUACAUCAGCACUGCAGUAAAACACUUCAGAGAGUUGUCCUGUCCACCCUUUUCUCCACCCGCCAACAUGGCAGACAAAGCGUGCAUCAAAAGUAUCAACAAAGUGUUAUCUUUGUGACUGGCGAAGGUUGCUACUGAUGCUUCCUUGUGUACAAGUCCCAUAAUGCACCCUGGCAGACUCAAAAUCCAGGGACUGGUUAAGCGUCAGACAGGAAGCAACAGCAACCAUGAAUCGGAGCAGAGAACAAGAAUACAGGCACGUUGGAAUACUGAGAGCGUUCUCACAGAAAGACUCUUUCAUGUCAUGAUGGGACACGAGGCGCCUCCUAUUCCUCUGCGAGUUGCUCAGAUGAUCUCAAAGGUCUUCUUGAGUUCCAUGAUAAGCUGCCAGUCAGUCUUCUGCAUCUCGUCUCGGAACCAGUUCUUCAGUGCGUCGAUGGACGCCCGUGUGAUCUGCAACACAGCGACGGUGUUAUUACAGACUCAGAAAGUGCUCCUCAGUUGUGGUGGUUUUUGUUGUUGCACCACAGACAUGAUUUGUGUGCUGUUAAUGUGAAAAACAUCAUAUUCUUGUUCCACAGCAGGGGGCUGUGAGCACCACUAGAAAAAAUAAAUUCCUCAAUCCAAAUUUUUUAAUCCAAUGUGAACCAAAGAUAGAUAAUGCUCUGGACAUAUGCAAAUUGUUAAAUGUCAGUAGUGUUUCAUGGAACUCAGUGUAGUUCUUACAUAAUCUUGCUAACUAGCAAAACAACCGACAGGCUUGAUUUACGUGGGAGCCAAGCACCUCUGGAAAGCGUACAAAAGAAAGACAAUUUAACCAUCACUGGGGGUCUUUUAUACAUGGUCAACAUUCACUAUUUAAAUCAAAAAUAUUGCACAUUAUCAGAUAAGGAACAUCUAAAAAAAAUAAAGUGAUACUUCUAUAUGCCAUGCUGUUUGACAAAAACGUGUAUCUGUUUUCGUACGGCCAAACACUGCGCCUCAUAACUAGUCUUUUUACUCGCAUAUCAUUCCGCAGAAUCGAGUGCCCAAACAAAGUAACAAAGUCACGUU